GUGAGGGGCGGUGGGGCCUGGUGCGUGGGAAUGUCGGAGACAGCGGCAAUUGAGUUAGUUAUCGACCAGGAAGCGGAGUCCAAAGCUCCCCUGUGCCCACAUGGCCCAACUCUGUUGUUUGCAAAAAUAAACCACAAGGAACAAAAAGGCAGAAGGUUUUAUGCCUGUGCAGCCUGCAGAGAUCGAAAGGAUUGCAAUUUCUUCCAGUGGGAAAAUGAGAAGGUGUCAGCAGCUCGUCAAUUGGCAAGAGAAGAAUUUAAUCGAAGCCGACAGCCACUGUUUACACAUAAGCAGUAUGAGGAGAGGUAUCAACAGUUCGUAUCUUUACCCUUGGCAAAAAGGGUAUUCUGUUUAGAUUGCCAGCUUCUUUUGCUGCCUGGGGAAUGGGAUGAACACUCGUCCCAUCACCGGCUGGGGGAUGUAUCUCUCGAUCAGCUGAAGAGACCCAGCCAUUUGCUGCUCCCGCUUGAAAACAAAAAAACCAAUGCUCAAUAUCUAUUUGCUGAUCGCACUUGCCAGUUUUUAUUGGAUCUAAUUGUUUCAUUGGGAUUCAAAAAAGUGCUGUGUGUCGGAACACCACGGCUUCAUGAGCUGAUAAAGUUGCGCCAAAUUGAAAAGAACCAUCCAGAUAUAAAGAGUCAGUUGCUGGAUAUUGAUUUCAGGUAUUCCCAAUUUUACUCAGAGGAGGAGUUCUGCCAUUAUAAUAUGUUUAAUCACUACUUCUUUGGAGGAAAGUCUGCCUUUGAAGCAUUUCAGACUUUCUUGUGUCAGGACAACGAAGAGUCUGUUAUUAUGGUGACUGACCCACCAUUUGGGGGCCUGGUGGAGGCACUGGCUCACAGUUUUAAAAAGAUUGUUGCCAUGUGGAAGACUUCGCAGACUAAAGAUGAUGAAUUACCAAUAUUUUGGAUUUUUCCAUACUUCUUUGAACCUCGCAUUCUGCAGUGUUUCCCAUCAUUCAGCAUGCUUGAUUAUCAGGUGGAUUAUGACAACCAUGCCCUCUACAAGCAUGGAAACAGUGGUCGGAAACAAUCUCCAGUGCGCAUAUUUACCAACCUUCCACCUAAAGCCAUCGUAUUGCCUGCAGAAGAAGGAUACAGGUACUGUUCAUUUUGUCAGCGGUACAUAUCCUCGGCAAACAGACACUGUGAGAUGUGCCAAGCCUGUACAUCUAAAGAUGGAAGGGCAUGGAAACACUGUCACAUCUGCAGCAAGUGUGUAAAACCAUCUUGGUUUCACUGUGAAACCUGCAGACGUUGUGUCCUUCAGGAUCAUUCUUGUGGCGUGGCUGGAAGUGGAUGCUUUAUCUGUGGAAGUACUGAGCAUAAACGCAGAGAAUGCCUUGAUGCAGCAUUCCAGAACAAGAUCAUUAAAAAGUCACAGUUACAUAAACGGAAAUCAUUGGAAAUGAAUAAAGAAGGUGACAUAAACAAAUCCAAGCAACAAGGCCAAGAAAAGAGAACUGGAAAGAGGAAAACUAUUAAAUGGGCAAUUGGGAAAUCAAAACGGAAGCAGAGAAGGAAGAAUAAACGAUGAUGUAUGUAA
This is a messenger RNA of Mobula hypostoma (lesser devil ray), 1545 nucleotides long. It is a transcript of the gene zcchc4, whose product is annotated as zinc finger, CCHC domain containing 4. The record is from RefSeq and is a predicted model, not a curated record. The transcript is spliced from 13 exons. Gene Ontology annotation, cellular component: cytoplasm; nucleolus. Gene Ontology annotation, molecular function: zinc ion binding; rRNA (adenine-N6-)-methyltransferase activity; nucleic acid binding. Gene Ontology annotation, biological process: rRNA methylation. Bases 31 to 1536 code for a protein of 501 amino acids. Lineage: Eukaryota; Metazoa; Chordata; Chondrichthyes; Myliobatiformes; Myliobatidae.